Messenger RNA from Exaiptasia diaphana, 1515 nucleotides. RefSeq lists its product as uncharacterized. Bases 1 to 1266 code for a protein of 421 amino acids. The record is from RefSeq and is a predicted model, not a curated record. NCBI's taxonomy places the organism in Eukaryota, Metazoa, Cnidaria, Anthozoa, Actiniaria, Aiptasiidae. The transcript has 8 exons.
AUGGCGUGUUGUAUAAUGAAAUGUGUUUUACUGCUUUUGUUGAAUGUGUUGUGCUUUGGCCAAAAUAACUUCACGAUAACCCGACCAUCUAAAGGAAGCUAUCUUGAUAUAUUUAAAUGUAAGAUCGACUACACAAAGUCAAAGUUUUUCAAAUGCAACGACACUUGGAGACAACUAAGCAUCGCUCCUGACUACAGUAAAAUAAGGAUUGCUUUUCUAUCAAGAGUUGAUAAAAGCAAAGAUUAUAAAUAUUAUAUUUCAAUUGAAAAAUCCACAGCUCUUAAAGGUGCGUUUAUCAGCCUUUACUUUGAUUGCGUUUCCUCGUGUCUGCUUUUCAAGAUAGCUGGUGAGAUAACAUGUGAAGCUGGUGGUAAGGACUCUGAGAAAAGUGUUACUACAACUACAAAGAAGCCAAACGUUCCAGCUACUACUGGAAUCUCAACAACAAAGGUAUCACAGCUUACGACUAAAGAUGCUACAAGCAGCACAAGCAGAUCAUCGCCUGGAGUAGUUGCUGCAGUGGUCAUAGUUGUCCUCUUAGUCAUAAUUAUCGCGCUCAUCAUCGCCUAUGUGCUAUGGAAAAGGAAACGGGGUGAAAGAGUUUGGAUGGUUGAACAGUAUUUAAAUAUAGUGGCCAAAUUAAAACGACCGACAUCGAAGGCACCUUCACAACAACACGACGAGGAGGAGAAACAAACUGAUGCCAGUAACAUCUACGAGGAAAUACCAGACAUCACCUUCGUUCAAGGACGAACUACCGCACCAGAUAAAGAAAUUUCUUUUUCAUUGAACAAUUCCAAAUCCAUUCCAAGAGAAAGGCAACAAGGAAUAUCUAUGAGGAACGGUCGGCGGUCAAUAACUGACCUURAAGGAUAUGCAGUUCCAGUGGAGCUCAAUGGAAAACUUCAAUUCCACAGAAACCCCUCUAAGGACAAAUAUGACUACGCCUUACCAGACACUGAAUUACCCCAAUAUAAUGUAUUACAAGAGCCAUAUGCACAAGUCGAGGAUGGAAACACAUAUUCUAAUGCAAAUGAGGAAGACUAUGAUGUUCCUGAAGGUGAUUUAUCAGAUAAUAUUGUAUUGGGCAAGACGAAACAAGAAACAGGUACGACAGAAGACAAUGAAAUUAAAAAAACAAGUGAGAGAGAGUAUAGGCAUAGUGGUUUAGUUGAGGASGGCGAUGCUAGUGGUCCAAACAGUGCAAAUGAAAUAACUAGUAAGAAAGCAAGAAGACGUCCACCAAGUCCACCAAGAAAAAUAUAGUUMUUUGCUAUCAUGUAAAACAUUCAACAAAAUAAUACUUUUUCGUUUGUUGAGAGGAGUACGAUCACAGCGUUAUUUGUGCUCCUUAGGAGUACCGAUUAAGUCGUCAUAAAAAUUAAAAGAAAAAACAUUAUGUUUUGUACUUUCCAAUUUAAAAUAUGCCAUUGAAAUMAUUUGUAAACGCGUCCUUAGAUGUAUUUUAAUUUCUAUCAGCAGAAGUUAUGGAAUGAAAACCAACAUUAAACUUUG